AUGCUCCCGCAAACCUCACGGCCAUUGAAGAAAAAGGUUUUGUCAGUGAUCCCUACUUGUCAAACUGAUGGAGUGGAAGGUGGCAUGGAAGUGGGACUUAAUGAUGAAUGUCCAGGAAUAUCAACACUGGUUACCCUGACAUCCUCGAUGCCAAUAUCGGUAGUCUCUUCAACAUUGUUGUCAACGAGCGACUCCACACUGAACACUGUAGCUUCUUCGACGUGCUCAUCCACACUGAAACCUGUCGCCUCCUCAACACAUACAUCAUCGACAGUAACAUCAGCAGGUACCUCAGCAAUGAAAUUGGCAGUUAGUGUGGCAUCAGGAAAUUCUAGCAGUGCUGCUGCAGAGGUUGUCACAGUGAAAGAAAUAAAGUCUAAAGGGAAAAGGAAAUUAGAAAUCAAGGAAGAAGACCCCUUGGAGAAGUUAGUCGCUAUAGAAGAGAGGAAAGUAGACAAACUAUGGAAAGAUUUCUUCCUCUGCACAAAAGCCUACCAAGACAGAGACUUGGCAAUUAAAGAAAAAUUACUGGCCAUGAAGGAGAAGGAAAAGGAAUUGUGUGAUUACAGUGUCUUCCCAACAGUCAACUUCCCUAACGAGUAUUGA
Messenger RNA from Haliotis rubra (blacklip abalone), 606 nucleotides. RefSeq lists its product as uncharacterized. The transcript has 5 exons. Bases 1 to 606 code for a protein of 201 amino acids. NCBI's taxonomy places the organism in Eukaryota, Metazoa, Mollusca, Gastropoda, Lepetellida, Haliotidae. The record is from RefSeq and is a predicted model, not a curated record.